AAGGGCUGGCUUGUGUUGCUGGGGGUAACGGGACGCUCGAGGUUGAGCUAAAGAAGCUUUAGCUAACUCAGCUAAGCUAAACUAGGAGCAGGAGAAUUGUGGGUGCAAAUAUCUGACCAGAAUCCGCUUCGGGGUAAAAUGGAAGUGACGUUAUCUAUGGAUCCUCUUUUUCUUGCAUGGAGCUGUUUUAGGAGACGGAAGUUCCAGAAAUGCUCGGAUCUUUGCACAAAGGUGCUGGAGGACAAUCCGUACGACCAGGCAGCUUGGAGCCUGAAGACAAGGGCUCUGACUGAGAUGGUGUACAUUGAUGAAGUGGAAGUUGACCAGGAGGGCAUUGCAGAAAUAAUGUUGGAUGAAAGUGCCAUUGCCCAAGUAGCACGACCUGGAACGUCACUGAGGCUCCCUGGAACAAGCCAGGGUGGAGGACCUACUCCAGCUGUCAGACCAGUGACCCAGUCAGGACGCCCCAUUACAGGAUUUGUAAGGCCCAGCACUCAGUCUGGUAGACCAGGGACAAUGGAGCAAGCCAUCAGAACACCUCGAACUGCAAACACUGCCCGUCCAGUCACCAGUGCUUCUGGGAGAUUUGUCCGAUUGGGCACGGCUUCUAUGUUAACACAUCCGGAUGGACCGUUUAUAAAUUUGUCCAGAUUAAAUUUGGCAAAGUAUGCACAGAAACCAAAUUUAUCCAAGACCUUAUUUGAAUACAUCUUUCACCACGAGAACGAUGUCAAAAAUGCUUUGGACCUAGCUGCACUCGCUACGGAGCAUGCACAGUUCAAGGACUGGUGGUGGAAAGUCCAACUUGGGAAAUGUUAUUAUAGGCUUGGUUUGUAUCGUGAAGCUGAGAAACAAUUCAGAUCAGCCCUCAAUCAUCAAGAGUUUGUAGAUACUUAUCUCUACCUUGCGAAGGUAUAUCAGCGACUGGAUCAACCCAUAACUGCCCUGAACCUCUUUAAACAAGGCCUGGACCAUUUCCCAGGAGAAGUGACUUUGCUGACUGGGAUUGCUCGCAUUCAUGAGGAGAUGAACAACAUCACUUCAGCUACAGAGUAUUACAAAGAUGUCCUAAAGCAGGACAACACACAUGUGGAGGCCAUCGCCUGUAUAGGAAGCAACCAUUUCUAUACGGACCAGCCAGAGAUCGCCUUGCGUUUCUACAGACGGUUGCUGCAGAUGGGUGUGUAUAACUGCCAGCUUUACAAUAAUCUGGGCCUGUGCUGCUUUUAUGCUCAGCAGUAUGACAUGACUCUGUCCUCAUUUGAGAGGGCAUUAGCCCUGGUUUCCAGUGAUGAGGAACAGGCUGACGUCUGGUAUAAUAUUGGACAUGUUGCAGUGGGUAUCGGUGACUUGACUCUAGCUUAUCAGUGCUUUAAACUAGCUUUGGCAUUUAACAAUGAUCAUGCUGAGGCGUACAACAACUUAGCAGUGCUGGAGCUACGCAAAGGCCACAUUGAGCAGGCAAAAGCCUUUUUGCAGACAGCUGCUUCUCUCGCUCCCCACAUGUAUGAACCACAUUUCAACUUCGCUGUACUGUCAGAUAAGGUGGGUGAUCUUCAGAGUAGCUACAUAUCUGCCCAGAAGUCAGAGGAUGCUUUUCCUGAGCACGUGGACACUCAACAGAUCCUGAAGACCCUCAGACAGCACUUUUCUGUGCUCUAAAUUUUUCAUCCCAAUUUUUUUACAUUAAAAGAAAGCUAUAAAACGUUGUCAAAACAUCUAGAGAUUAAAAUGUCUAGCCCCUUUUCAAGAUUUUUAUAGAUAUAAUAAAUUUAAUAGAUAUAAUAAAUCACAGUGUAUAAUUGCAGUUUUUAACUUAUAGCAAAAUCUUAGAAAAAGAUAGAAGUUAGAAAAAGUGGUUUUGUUUUGAAAAUAUUAUGUGAAACGUAAACUUGUCUGUGUUUAGCAUUAAAAAUGUAUAGAGUGCAAGUAAAAUAGAGUUUUUUGAUUC
Molecule: messenger RNA, 1951 nt
Organism: Pangasianodon hypophthalmus (striped catfish)
Lineage: Eukaryota; Metazoa; Chordata; Actinopteri; Siluriformes; Pangasiidae
Gene: ttc8
Product: tetratricopeptide repeat domain 8
Exons: 14
Coding region: 139-1662 (507 amino acids)
Biological process (GO): non-motile cilium assembly
Cellular component (GO): BBSome; ciliary basal body; non-motile cilium
Molecular function (GO): protein binding
Source: RefSeq, a predicted model, not a curated record